GCUUCCUACUUAGAUCUCCACUUCUCUCUCUUCUGGUAGGCUUAGAUCCUCUCUUUCAAACAAUAUAAACUUUGAAAGAUUUUAUAACAUAACACGUCAGCUGUCAGUCACUACGUGGACCAAGACUUUCCUCUCUCUCUCUCUCGUUGUAAAUAGAACGAGGGGAGGAGAGGAGACGAGAGGAGGUUAUUUAUUGCCCGGAUCCUGAGGCUCGGUCCAGGUCCGUGAGAGAUACGCCAGAGAUUGAGAGAUUUGAGAGAGAGAGAGAGAGGAGGGGGUGAAAGAAAUCCGGUGGCGCUGCAUUCAUUCAGAAUAUCGGAAGCAAAUCCGCCGCCGGCCCCCCUCCGCCGUCCGAUCGAGAUUCGGAUCCCAACCCACGGCCAGAUUUCGUGCAUCGAAUCGCCUCCGCUCACCGAAUCUUCGAAGGCGCGCUCGGAUUCGGAGAUCCCCUCCCCGCUUCUUGUAUAAGUAGUAAGACGGUGGGGUGGUGCAGACUGGACGGAGAGAGCGAGCGGCGUUUCGAAUUUUAUUAUAAUAUUACUAUUCUAGAGAGAGAGAGAGAGAGAAGGAGGAGGAGAGGGGAUGGCGAUGGAAAGAGGGUGUAAGAGCACAGGCGGAGAGCCGCAUGUUCUCGCCGUCGAUGAUAGCUCCGUCGACCGUGCCGUCAUCGCCAAUGUUCUCCGAAGUUCUAAAUACCGAGUGACGGCUGUGGAUAGCGGGAAGAGAGCUCUGGAGCUCCUGGGCUUGGAGCGGGAUGUGAAUAUGAUAAUCACGGACUACUGGAUGCCGGAGAUGACAGGGUACGAGCUUCUGAAGAGAGUCAAGGAAUCGUCUGAGCUUAAGCAGAUCCCGGUCGUUAUUAUGUCCUCGGAGAACGUUCCAAAUCGGAUUAGCAGGUGUUUGGAAGAGGGAGCAGAGGAUUUUUUGCUGAAGCCCAUCCAGCCGUCGGAUGUGUCGCGCCUGUGCAGCAGGUUCUUGCGAUGAGGACCAUUGGAUCUGUGAUCUCCUCCAAUGGAUAGACCCCAUUGAGGGUAGGAUUGUCUUCUUUGUAUGGUGAAAUGAUCAAUUAAAUCAAAGGCCGCCGUUGUAAUAGACCGUUGAAAUAUGAACAUUUUAAGCGUGGUAUGCUCAUAGCA
This is a messenger RNA of Phoenix dactylifera (date palm), 1136 nucleotides long. Its product is annotated as two-component response regulator ORR5-like. The record is from RefSeq and is a predicted model, not a curated record. NCBI's taxonomy places the organism in Eukaryota, Viridiplantae, Streptophyta, Magnoliopsida, Arecales, Arecaceae. Gene Ontology annotation, biological process: cytokinin-activated signaling pathway; phosphorelay signal transduction system.